GCUUGGACGUGUGCUGCUCCCCAUCCCCCUCUUGGCCCGGGCCUGAGUCCGCUGUCCCCCAGCUCGUCCCCGAAAAGCCAGGGCGGCCGUGCCCUCUGCCGUGGACCCGGGGGGCUGUCGCCGCCCCUCCGAAUCCUCCGGGCCGUAGAGGAGUUCGCUACGGAGGGAGGCGGGGGCAUUCGGGAGGCGGCGGAGGAGGAGGCUGAGGAGGAGGGAAGGAAGAUGGCGGCCGUGGAGCUAGAGUGGAUCCCAGAGACUCUCUACAACACCGCCAUCUCCGCUGUCGUGGACAACUACAUCCGCUCCCGCCGAGACAUCCGCUCCUUGCCCGAGAACAUCCAAUUCGAUGUUUACUACAAGCUUUACCAGCAGGGACGAUUAUGUCAAUUGGGCAGUGAAUUUUGUGAAUUGGAAGUUUUUGCUAAAGUAUUGAGAGCUUUGGAUAAAAGACAUUUGCUUCAUCAUUGUUUUCAGGCUUUGAUGGAUCAUGGUGUUAAAGUUGCUUCAGUCCUGGCCUACUCAUUCAGUAGACGGUGCUCUUACAUAGCAGAAUCAGAUGCGGCAGUAAAGGAAAAAGCAAUUCAAGUUGGCUUUGUUCUAGGUGGCUUCCUUUCGGAUGCAGGCUGGUACAGUGAUGCUGAGAAAGUUUUUCUGUCCUGCCUUCAGUUGUGUACUCUACAUGAUGAGAUGCUUCAUUGGUUUCGCGCAGUAGAGUGCUGUGUGAGGUUGCUUCAUGUACGAAAUGGAAACUGCAAAUAUCAUUUGGGUGAAGAAACAUUUAAGUUAGCACAGACAUACAUGGAUAAACUGUCAAAACAUGGCCAGCAAGCAAAUAAGGCUGCACUCUAUGGAGAACUGUGUGCCCUCCUGUUUGCAAAAAGUCACUAUGACGAGGCAUACAAAUGGUGCAUUGAGGCAAUGAGAGAAAUUACAGCAGGCUUACCAGUAAAAGUUGUGGUGGAUGUCCUAAGGCAAGCUUCUAAGGCUUGUGUAGUAAAACGUGAAUUUAAGAAGGCAGAACAGUUAAUUAAACAUGCAGUGUAUUUGGCACGGGAUCAUUUUGGAUCUAAACACCCAAAAUAUUCUGAUACAUUGCUAGAUUAUGGGUUCUACUUACUCAAUGUAGAUAAUAUCUGUCAGUCUGUUGCAAUUUAUCAGGCAGCCCUUGACAUUCGACAGUCAGUGUUUGGUGGCAAAAAUAUCCAUGUAGCAACAGCUCAUGAAGACUUGGCUUACUCUUCUUAUGUUCACCAGUACAGCUCUGGGAAAUUUGACAAUGCACUAUUUCAUGCUGAAAGAGCUAUUGGUAUCAUCACCCACAUUCUACCUGAAGAUCAUCUUCUUUUGGCUUCUUCAAAGAGGGUGAAAGCACUUAUUUUAGAGGAGAUUGCAAUUGAUUGUCACAAUAAGGAAACCGAACAGAGGCUGCUUCAAGAAGCUCAUGAUUUGCACCUGUCUUCACUCCAGCUAGCUAAAAAGGCUUUUGGGGAAUUUAAUGUACAGACUGCAAAACACUAUGGUAACCUUGGAAGACUUUAUCAGUCAAUGAGAAAAUUCAAGGAAGCUGAAGAAAUGCACAUCAAAGCAAUUCAAAUUAAAGAGCAACUUCUUGGUCAAGAAGAUUAUGAAGUAGCCCUUUCAGUGGGACAUCUGGCUUCUUUAUAUAAUUAUGACAUGAAUCAGUAUGAAAAUGCUGAGAAACUUUAUUUGCGAUCUAUAGCAAUUGGGAAGAAACUUUUUGGUGAAGGCUACAGUGGACUAGAAUAUGAUUACCGAGGUCUCAUUAAACUUUACAACUCCGUUGGAAAUUAUGAGAAAGUGUUUGAAUAUCACAAUGUUCUGUCUAACUGGAACCGGUUGCGAGAUCGGCAGUAUUCAGUGACCGAUGCUCUUGAGGACGUCAACACCAGCCCCCAGUCCACUGAAGAAGUGGUGCAGUCCUUCCUAAUAUCUCAGAAUGUCGAGGGACCAAGCUGCUGAGGGAUGGCCUCAGUUAACCAAUUACCUUUUCCCAUAUUCCAGGGAAUUCAUACUGUGAAAUCAAAACCAUGUUGUUUGUGAGGGCUGGAAUUUGCAUUGAAACACUGGUCCAGUCCAUUAAGACCCUAUUUUGGGUAAUGCCUAUCUUGCAGAGUGUCCGUAGAAUAAGCAUAUAUUCAGUUAUAUUCAGCAUGUACCGCAUGUAUAAGUAGUCUGGCCCACAUUUUCAGCCUAGUAGAACAAACAACAGGAGAAUCUUUUUUUCUUUUUAAAAAAAUAAUUCAUUUUGCAGUAAGCCUGAAAGAAAAAUAAGAACCCCUAAAUAAAACUAUUUAAGAGUUUAAAAGAGUUGCAUUCUUAUUAUGUAAGGAUGAUUUUAACAACUUUUUAACAUAUAAUUCUUCCAUGUGGAGGUAUUCAAUACUGUAUUGUAAAGAAAUUUUAUGGGGAAAAUCUUUAUAUGCAGUACAGAAGAGUUAACACAAGUACUAAUAAAAGAGGACCUCCUAAUGUAUGUUUGGCCCCCACUUAGAAAAAUGGAUCUGACCACUCAGGAGCUGUGUUACAGGGAGGCCUGUCAGGGUCAUCUGAGCUGGACCAGUGUGAUCUGUAAGUAAAAGAACAUCUGUUUGUUUUUGGUACAACAAUGCAAGAUGCUCUAAUAGCAUUUGCUCACAGGACCAGGAAGAACUUAAAAAAGGACCAGCCUAAUGUAAAAGGUGGUUAUUUGGACCAGAGGCUUUAGAUUAUUAUUUUAGCCCUUGCAUAUAUCUUUAUCAAUAGAAUGAUUUCACUUAGAUAUAUAAUGAAAAGUGAUAAUGCAAAAAAUGAUGUUCAUAUAAUGGAUACCAAGCUAGGGAAAUUUGGCAGUCCCAGUGGCAUAUCUUUAGUCAUGGCACACAGAUGGCAAUGCCAUAAGCCAGUGUAUAAAUAUCUGCUGCAGGCACCAUCCUCGUUUUCAAUGUUAUCCUAAUCAUAAAUGCCCUUAGUAGGUAUAUUGUCUGGAGUCGAAAAAUAGGUCAUGUCUGGAUGGGAAUUUUAGAUCAGUGUAUGGUUUGGGGGAAUUAUAGAAAAUAAAUGCCCAAAAAUAAGUCUUCUUAGAGAAUCCUUCAUUUUUAUGAUAAAUAAUAGUAACACUGAGUCAUUGUAUUUGAAGUCCGGGAAUCAAAUGGAAAAAUCCUGUAAUGAUAUGUUUGAUUCACUAAUUUGUUUAUUUGGUUUUGAUAAUUCUUUUUUAAGCCAGUGGGUUAUUUAAUGUUGAGGUAAUGUUCAAAUUGGAUAAGUUGUGACUCAUAGCAAACCAAGAAACUAAAAGGUCUUUUGCUGUUACCUCAAUUCUUAUGACAGUGGCCCGUCUGGUGCCUCUAGAGUUAAGAAUCUGAGUUUCUCCCCUAUUUUCAGGGGUUCAUGACUUGGCUGUUAGAGAUUCUGCUCCUGGCUAAUGCUUGGAGUAAUCUGUGGGUGAAUGGAUGUGUGUUGAAUUUUGGUUUUCUUUUAACAUGAACAUUGGAUGAAUGUCACAUGGAGUACCAGAAGAGUUAUGGGAGAUUUCAAAUUUUAAACACUCUUUGAACUUCCCAACUUUAACCCUGUUUGGAACUGCUGUUUGCAGUCUUUGAGGAGUUAGUGCUUUUAGGUCCCCAGGAGCUGAUUUAUUGGGGACUCUACCUAAAGAAAUGAAGCUAGUCCACACCCUACGAUGAUAACUUUGUGAUUUUGAAACCCGAGUUUAUUCCUCAGAUUGAAUUAUUUUCUUUUUAAAUUCAGGAAGGAAUAAAUUGGGACCCCUGCAGUUUAUGAAGCUUGUCCCCCUCCCAGAUAGUCUAAUGCCAAGAGCCACCCUUUAUUAAUUACCAAGUAGUAGUCUGUGUGACCAGGGACUAACAUUUUUAAGUUACUUAGCUCUCCUCAUGGGCCUAUAUAUUUAAUACCUCCAAAGAUAUUUUCAGGGUAGGCUUUGUAUACUCUAUUGGUAUUUAGAAUCCUGUGGUAUGUUUGUGGUAUAGGAAUGUCAUGGUAAAAUUGUUUUUAAUAAAUAUUUUGAAACUUAUGUUUCCACAUGAAGUUUUUUAUUUUAUUUUAUUUUUUUACUUUUUGGUUUUGUGCACAUACAGCAUUUCCUAGGAUAAAAUCAAGCAAAUGACUUAAGGCCUCAUCCUCCCUAACGUGGUUUGAACCCAGCUUAACUCACACUCUGAUAAAGUAACACAAUAUUUAGACACUUAGCAUCACGGGGUGAUGUGAGGUAGCAGCCAGUUAUUCUUCUGUUUUCAAAUAUCAUUAUUGGCACUUCUCCUUUCACCACUGCUUUAGUGUAGUUCCUAUAUAUCCAUAAAUGUUGUUAUAAUGCCUACACUCUAGCUUAAAACAUUUCUGUCUUAAAAAAAACAGAACAACUUUGCUGUCUUAUGUUAGACUCUGACUCAUAGCAUUAUUAUUUCUGAAUCUAAUGAAUGAUGCCCUAGUGUAAGUACAGGAUUUAUUCCUUUAGUGAGGAUGUUUGGAGUAAGUUAGAUGAAUGCCACAUGAUUUAUGACUUAAAAAAAAACAAACUCAAAGGAUAAAAUUUACCUCACAAUAACCAGAAGCUUGUACAGAUUUUUUUUUACAUAGGUGAAUGGGUUGUGUGUUAGGAAAUCCUGGCCAACAUAAAACAAUUUUUCUGGAGGUUUAGUUAGUGAAAUAAUGUUAAAUGCAGGCCUUCAGUCUCAUCCUUCCCUGACUUCUCUUCUACCCAGUCUUUUUCCUAAAUUUUGGUGCUACUCAAAUUGGGGGCAUCAGGGAGCUCUCGCUCGUGUCCGGUGGGUGGUCAAUCACUCUCGGAUUCUGUGUAGUGGAGCCAGUUGAGUUUUUCACAGCAUAAUCUUCAUGGGCCCCCAAAGCUGACUUUGCCAAGAGGAUUAGAACUCUUCUUAACCAUCAACUCUCUGUUCUUUGGUUAAAAAUGAACUCACUACUGCUUUGUAGCAACCCCUGUCCAGGUGUUCUUGCAUUGUGAUGAAGACCUUUGUUCCUAGCCUGUUAGGAAGAGUUCAUAAUCUUGUGACAAUUAAGUACAGAAAACUGAGCACAGUGGCACACAUCUACAGUCUCAGCCACUCGGGAGGCUGAGGCGGGAGGAUCACUGGAGCCCACAAGUUCAAGACCAAUGUGGGCAACAUAGGGAGACCCUCAUCUCAAAAAAAAGUAUAGCCCAUGCAGUCUUAAAAAUAAUGAGAGUGCCAGCCAUUUGGCUGCUCUUUAUAGUGCAAGCAGAAAGCCGACCAGUAAACACAUGCCUAAAAUAUGACUGAAGCUUUUGGCCAAAACUACAAAUUGAUAAGAUGAUAGUAAUUACUAAGUAACAGCAGUUAUUAACUCCCACUUAUUUUUUUAUUUUCCCCAGCAUUCCUAACCUUGUUGCUUCCAAACUUCUUUUUCUGUAUGGCAAAGUUACUACUGGAAAAAUACUUUUAAGUACUAAUCCUUUGAAGAGUUCUACUUUUGCUUUAAAAAGUUGAAUGCGUAUUCCACCUUAAGUUACUAGGAAUUUUUUUUUAAAUAUGACAUUCAGAUUAAUCUCCAGCUUGAACACUAGUAGUCCACAAAUCUCAGGAAUGUUUUAGGCAGAAAACUGGUUUUAUCUUGAUGAUCUGAAGGAGUGUGCUUUUGGAUGUAUUAAAUAAUACUAUUCUUACUUGCAAUCCUAGGUAUCUAGCAUGAGUGGCCUUAGUGAGUUUGUUGAAAUGCACAUGUUUUUCAAAAGUAAAAUUAAAGAUUAAAUAUAUAUGCUAUAUAUAGUUAUCUAGAAAACUUGGUUUAUGGUGCACAGUUAAGUGUUGGAUCACUAAAAUAACCAUUGCAGGUACCAUUUGUGUAACAUUACUCAUUUCUGUAUAUUCCUUUUAUGGGAAGAUAUGUUGCCAUGGUAACUAAAACUUUUCAAUUUAGUUCUACUUUUAUGAUGUGAAUGAAUGCUACAUUUUAUUAAAUAUUACCAGGUCAGUACUAUUUUUCUACUUUAUUAAGCAACAGGGGGAUUUUAGUUUAAUAGGCUCCAAAUAAAAAGCUCUUAAUGGGAUAAUUAAAAACAAAUCACUAAAAUUCUUUACAUGAAAAUCCCCACUACUAGUGCCACAGUAAUUUCUAUAGAAAUGUCUAAGGUCAUUAAUAGAUUUUUGAAGACAGCUCAUUGUGUCAAAUGACCUUUCAUACCAUUCUCACCAACUUGUAGUGGCCACCAUUAUUUGUAACUAUUAAACCAUACUAAGUAUGUUUGUAACCAGCAUUGUGAUAUAUUCUGUACUUGUAUUGCUAAAAAUGAAUUACUGAUCUAAUAAAUAGUGUUCCUGCAUUCA
Molecule: messenger RNA, 6317 nt
Organism: Heterocephalus glaber (naked mole-rat)
Lineage: Eukaryota; Metazoa; Chordata; Mammalia; Rodentia; Bathyergidae
Gene: Appbp2
Product: amyloid beta precursor protein binding protein 2
Biological process (GO): proteasome-mediated ubiquitin-dependent protein catabolic process; intracellular protein transport
Cellular component (GO): Cul2-RING ubiquitin ligase complex
Molecular function (GO): protein binding; ubiquitin-like ligase-substrate adaptor activity
Source: RefSeq, a predicted model, not a curated record